AUGCACAGAAACUGGAUCGCUCGUAUUGCUAGUGGUAAUGCCCUGCGCGAGACCGAGGCGGACGGCGCGGCCUGGGCACUGCUGCAUGCCCAGGCGGCGCCGCUGCGCGCCGAACUGGCUGAGCGACUACAGUUGCUGACCCAGGCUGCCUUUGUGGGCGAGGCACGGCGGAGGUUGGAGAGGGUCCGGCGCCGCCGGCUGCGGCUUCGCGAGAGGGCCCGGGAACGCGAGGCCGAGCGGGAGGCGGAGGCCGCGCGAGCUGCGGAGCGCGAGCAGGAGAUUGACCGCUGGAGGGUCAAAUGCGUGCAGGAGGUGGAGGAGAAGAAGCGGGAGCAGGAACUUAAAGCUGCUGCCGAUGGCGUCUUAUCUGAAGUAAGGAAAAAACAAGCAGACACCAAAAGAAUGGUAGACAUUCUUCGGGCCUUGGAGAAACUGAGGAAACUCAGGAAAGAGGCUGCAGCAAGGAAAGGGGUCUGUCCUCCAGCCUCAGCAGAUGAGACUUUUGAGCAUCAUCUUCAGCGACUGAGAAAACUCAUUAAAAAACGCUCUGAGCUAUAUGAAGCUGAAGAGAGAGCCCUCAGAGUUAUGCUGGAAGGAGAACAAGAGGAAGAGAGGAAAAGAGAACGAGAAAAGAAACAGAGGAAAGAAAAAGAGAAACUUUUACUGCAGAAGCGGGAAAUUGAGUCCAAGUUAUUUGGGGAUCCAGAUGAGUUCCCACUCGCUCACCUCUUGCAGCCUUUCCGACAGUAUUACCUCCAAGCUGAGCACUCCCUGCCGGCGCUCAUCCAAAUAAGGCAUGAUUGGGAUCAGUACCUGGUACCAUCUGAUCAUCCUAAAGGCAACUCCGUUCCCCAAGGAUGGGUCCUUCCCCCGCUCCCCAGCAACGACAUCUGGGCAACUGCCAUUAAGCUGCAUUAGUAAAGACGCUCCAGGAUUGUGGACCAGGCAACACUCUUUCCAGCUCUAAAUGUUAGUAAUGCUGCCAUCUCUUGUGCUGUGGACUAAACAACACCUUGUAAACUCCACAUGGCAUGGCCCUUCCCAGAAGUUCCAUUUUCCUUCCAUGCUGUGUCCUGGCCAGAGGUGCUUCUUGAAUCAGGAGAUUAAUAUGGUUCUUUAGGAAAGGACCUAGGUGAACUGGGACUAUUACCACAUGCCUUGGUUCACUGAAUUUGCCUCUGUUUUGAGGGGCUUGGUCUAGAGUGACUAGUUAAUUUACUCAACUUCCUUGUGGGAUGAUGGGUAAGUAUAUGCCAUACACUCAACACAGGUGUGCACCGGGUAGGUUAGCAGUCCUUCCCCUAGUACUGAGUGUGAAGGAAAGCUUGAUGCAAAACCACCUUACCUUCCCACCCAUAUAGCCCUCUAAAUGCCAGGAAGAAAGGCCAAAAUUGCUUUAUCUUUAGUUUUGUGAAGCCCAUUUUUGGUGCAGCUUGAGAGGCUGUAGGCUGGGCUGGCAGUAACGCCGGUGGCUUAGUCAGGUAGUCAUGUGGAGAACUUGGAACACCUGAAGAGUACCUGUACCCAAACUGGAUCCUGUUUUAAUGGAUGAUGGCUACAUUUUCCCCAUGUUAGAAGGAUCCUAAUGAAAGGAACUACUUUUUAAGUUCUAGAGGUCUAGUUGUUCAGAACCCCCAAGGAUAGAAAUUUAUUUCCCUAUGGGAGUAGGACCUUAACCUCAUGCACCCAGUAGGGGCCGGUAUAGCUGUGGAAUUUUCUUAGGAACUUCAGCACCAAAAAUAUCCAUGUAGUUAAAGCUGGGAAUAAAGCAGAUAAAAGUAAUAAAAUUUAUUUUUUUAUAUUCAUUAAUAAAUGCUUUUGUGCCUGGACAUGAUCAACGAUAUGACAUGUCAGGUUUGUUUUGUUUUAUUCUGUUUUGUUUUGCCUUUUGUCAUUUCUUGUUAUUUAUAUUUACAAAAAGC
Messenger RNA from Miniopterus natalensis, 1922 nucleotides. It is a transcript of the gene PDCD7, whose product is annotated as programmed cell death 7. Gene Ontology annotation, cellular component: U12-type spliceosomal complex. The record is from RefSeq and is a predicted model, not a curated record. Lineage: Eukaryota; Metazoa; Chordata; Mammalia; Chiroptera; Miniopteridae.